Molecule: messenger RNA, 269 nt
Organism: Perognathus longimembris pacificus (Pacific pocket mouse)
Lineage: Eukaryota; Metazoa; Chordata; Mammalia; Rodentia; Heteromyidae
Product: 60S ribosomal protein L39-like
Exons: 1
Coding region: 57-212 (51 amino acids)
Biological process (GO): translation
Cellular component (GO): ribosome; cytosolic large ribosomal subunit
Molecular function (GO): structural constituent of ribosome
Source: RefSeq, a predicted model, not a curated record
GGCUCUUCAGCUUUUGUUCGCCAUCGUGGUAACUGCGCCUAUCUGUGCUUCUAAUCAUGUCUUCUCCCAAGACUUUCAGAAUCAAGCGGUUUCUGGCCAGGAAACAAAAGGAAAAUCGCCCCAUUCCCCAGUGGAUUUGGAUGAAAACUGGUAACAAAAUCAGGCACAACUCCAAGAGAAGACACUGGAGGAGAACCAAGCUGGGUCUGUAAGGAAUUGCACCAGAUGCCCACAUAUUUAUGCUCUUCCAUGAACCAGUCAAGCCGAAA